Messenger RNA from Gavialis gangeticus (Gharial), 9286 nucleotides. It is a transcript of the gene DIDO1, whose product is annotated as death inducer-obliterator 1. The transcript is spliced from 17 exons. Gene Ontology annotation, cellular component: nucleus. Gene Ontology annotation, biological process: DNA-templated transcription; apoptotic signaling pathway. The record is from RefSeq and is a predicted model, not a curated record. NCBI's taxonomy places the organism in Eukaryota, Metazoa, Chordata, Crocodylia, Gavialidae. Bases 30 to 7520 code for a protein of 2496 amino acids.
CUUCAGGCAUAUCUCCUUAGAAUUGCGUGAUGAGUGAUGAUUUGGACAUUCUGAACAGGGAGAUUGAGAGGUUAUUACAAAGCAGCAUCGUGGAAGAAAGCACUUUAAACUCAGACUGUCUUCAGGUAUCAGCUGCAGACUCCUUGGAUAUAGCUACUGAUUUGGACAAUGGAGCAAAGUACAAAUUAGUGAAGGAGUCUACUUCAAAAGAAGGAUCGAUGGUGUCUGUGUCUCCAUGUUCUUAUCAGAAUGAACCGGACACUUCUGAAUUGUCAAAUUCAGCCCGUGCUUUAGAGAUUAUGCUGAAUGACACUGAUCUGUUGCUGCCCUCCUCUGGCUGUCUUCAUUCAGAUCUACAGGGAGAAACCAUCCAAACCUCUAAUGCUGUGUCAGAGUUGCAGUUUGGGAACAGUGGUGUUCCUGCUAUGGAACAAGCUAUAAGUUCAAAGUCAGUGACAGUUGAAUCUGAAUCUAAUCUUGACAACAUGGAAAACAGUUCUCCUGCGUCAGCUUUAGACGAUAAAGGUGAGCAAAGCAAUGAGGAGGAACAAAAAGCCAUCAAGCCCACAAGUAAGGAAUUCAAGAAAACAUGGGGUUUUCGAAGGACUACAAUUGCUAAGCGAGAAGGUGCAGGAGAUAUUGAUAUAGACACUAGUGAGCAACAACCGCAGCAGCAGCAAAACUUGUCCCUCCGACGUAGCGGACGGCAACCCAAGCGCACUGAAAGAGUGGAAGAAUUUCUUACAACUGUAAGACGUAGAGGGAGGAAAAUUGUUCCUACUGCACUUGAAGAUUCAAGUGAACCUGCAUCCUGUCCAGUUACAGAUGUUGAGACUGCCUCUGAAGGCAGUGUAGAGAGCACCCCAGACGUAAAAACUAGCACUCAAAAAAGGGACUCUAGAGAUGAUAAGGAUCAGACUGUCUCAAAAAACAGAGGUGGAAAAGAUGAUGAUGACACUUCUGAUAGUGAUAGCGAUGGAUUGACUCUGAAGGAACUACAGAAUCGUCUAAGAAAGAAGCGUGUUGAACAAAAACCUGCAGAAUUGACACUGAAAGAGAUACAGAACCGCCUUAGGAAAAGACACCUUGAACAGAAUCCUGCAGAAACAGGUAGUCCCCAGGAAGGAAAUCAAGUGAAGGCUGAGGUGCCUGUUAAACAAGAACCCGAAUCCACAGACUGCACUGAGAUUGACAGUCAAGUAGAUGCAUCUGAGGAGCCUACAGAAGAACUUCAGGUCAAGAAAGAAAUAAAACCUCCCUUGGGAGCAAAGGUGAUCAAAGGUGAAGAGCCUGAAGAAUUCAUGAAAAGCAAACCUGAGUCUGAGAUUUAUGAUCCAAAUACACUCUACUGUAUCUGUCGCCAGCCUCACAAUAAUAGAUUUAUGAUUUGUUGUGACAGAUGUGAGGAAUGGUUUCAUGGUGACUGUGUGGGGAUUUCUGAGGCUCGUGGGCGGCUGUUGGAAAGGAAUGGAGAGGACUACAUCUGCCCAAAUUGCACCAUUCUGCAGGGCCAAGAUGAGACCAUUUCAGAAGCAGACCGACAAGAAGCUAAGUCAAGGCAAUUAAAUAUUGAUGGCACAGAACUCACAAGUAUUGGCAUAGUCGAACAGAAGUCUGUUGAGGACCAAGGAAUCAAAGGUCGGAUUGAAAAAGCUGCCAAUCCAAGUGGGAAGAAAAAACUCAAGAUAUUUCAACCUGUAACUGAGGCUCCUGGUGCAUCUAAAUGCAUUGGUCCUGGCUGUUUUAAUGUGGCUCAGCCUGAUUCUGUGUAUUGCAGUAGUGACUGCAUUCUUAAGCACGCUGCAGCCACCAUGAAAUUUCUCAGUGCAGGCAAAGAUGCAAAACCAAAAGAGAAGAUCAAACCAAAAUCUGAAAAAUCAACUGUACCAAAACCUCAGCCACAGGCAGGUAUUAAACCUGUGUCCUCCCAGAAGAGACAGAUUCCUGAGAAAAGAGAGAUGAACAUGAAGAAAGCUGUGGUGACAACCCCCAAGACUGAGGCGAACACUCAGCAGGUUGCUAAAGAGCCAGCCUCAGAAAACAGCACACCGUCCUGGGCAAGCGAUCAUAAUUACAAUGCAGUAAAGCCAGAAAAGACUGCUGCCAUUUCAUCUUCACUGUUGUUCAAAUCUCAGAAGGAAGAGAAGAAGAGUGAAGAGAAAGCUGGAGAAUCUGGAACAGCAUCAAAGAAAAUGGUGACUUCAUCUGACAAACCAACGUCUUCCAUGUCUAAAACUUUUCCUCCAAAGAAGCCCUCAUCCUUUGCUGGUAGCUCACUACCUAAACAUCCAAUUAAACACUCUGCUGCAGGAUUUAAAGGUGUUAUUCCCAAGAAAUCUUGGUCUUCAUCAGGCAGUGUUUCCUCUCCAAAACAGUCAUCAGUUCCCCAUGCUUCAUCAAUUUCCAGAAAAUCAACUGCGUCUUCCAGCUUUGCUGGAGGCCUGAGAAAACCCGCAAUGUCCUCUGCUUCUGUUUCCGCUGCAUUUGCAACUGCACAAGCAAAAGCAGCAGCCAACACAAUUCAGUCACAACCCAACUCUCAAAUUCGACAAAAUAUUCGACGAUCUCUCAAAGAGAUUUUAUGGAAAAGGGUUAAUGAUAGUGAUGAUCUGGUCAUGACAGAGAAUGAAGUAGGGAAGAUCGCACUAAAUAUUGAAAAGGAGAUGUUUAACCUGUUUCGAGUUACAGACAACCGAUAUAAGAGUAAAUAUCGCAGCAUCAUGUUCAAUCUCAAGGAUCCAAAAAAUCAGGGUCUUUUCCAUCGUGUUCUUCGUGGAGAAAUUUCAUUGACAAAGCUAGUGAGAAUGAAGCCAGAAGAGCUUUUGUCUAAAGAACUAUCUGCAUGGAAAGAGAAACCAAUCAGAUCAAUUAUGGAGUCAAGAAGUAAAUCUUGUGAAAGUAAAAAAUCAGCCAUAAAACAAGAAACAAUACCAGAUGUGAAUAUGGAAGAUUCUCCACCAGUGUCUGAUUCUGAUGAACAGCAGGAGUCAUCCCGAGCUGCCGUGGAUCAAAACAGUGCUCCCUCUCUGGAUGUUUUCAGCAGUAUGUUAAAGGACACGACAAGUCAGCAUCGAGCCCAUCUUUUUGACCUGAACUGCAAGAUCUGCACGGGUCAGAUUUCAGCAUCUGAUGAUGAACAAGCACCAAAGAAAUCAAAAUUAUCAGCAACUUCUACUAAAAAGAUGGAGCAAAAAUCAAAAUCAGAAAUGCAGCCAAAAUAUGAAAGUUCUACACCAAUGACAACUGCAGAGCCUGAUAAAGAGAGAGAACCUGAAAAUACAGUGGAAUCUGAACUUGGAUCUGGAACAGAAACGGUCUCUCAGACAAAUUUGGAAAGAACUUACUUUCCUGCAACACAGGGACAGAAUAAUACAGAAUCUUCUCUAUCUGAAGAGUCCUCCAUUUAUCCUACUUCCUGUCCUGGAGGGGUUGUCACUACUGUUACUGUGUCUGGCAGGGACCCCCGGACAGCAAUGAGCAGUUCUUCGGGUUCUGCAGCUGCAGCACUGCGUUCCAGUCCUGCACCUGACAAAGUUUCUGCGGGAGAAACAAAACAGGAAAUACCAAAAUCUGUUUUAACAGCUCCCAAAUCAAUAUUAACAAAACCAACAUCCUCACCAGAUCCAAGAUAUUUGACUGUUCCGCAGUCACCGAAUGUCAAUGUCACAGAGGCACGGUCACCUCAGGAUGGAGAUACUUCCCUCUUUCUCUCUCGUGUCAGCACCAUUUGGAAAGGAUUUAUUAACAUGCAAACUGUGGCAAAAUUUGUCACUAAAGCAUACCCUGUCUCUGGGUGUUUUGAAUAUCUUAGUGAGGAUUUACCAGAUACAAUUCAUAUUGGUGGGAGGAUCUCGCCGAAGACAGUCUGGGAUUAUGUUGGCAAGCUCAAAUCUUCUAUUUCUAAGGAGCUGUGUUUGAUUCGUUUCCAUCCUGCAACAGAAGAGGAAGAAGUUGCCUAUAUUUCUCUCUACUCCUAUUUUAGCAGCCGUGGUCGUUUUGGUGUUGUAGCUAAUAACAACAGACACGUGAAAGACCUCUACCUGAUCCCACUGAGUGCUAAGGACCCAAUUCCAUCCAAACUCUUGCCCUUUGAGGGACCAGGUCUCGAGUCAUCUCGUCCAAAUUUAAUUCUUGGUUUAGUGAUUUGUCAAAAAGGAAAACGCCCUGCCUCUGGCUUGGAGUCUGAAAAAGUAGAGGAAAAGCGAAGCAGACUUCAAGUACAGGAAGAAACUGAUGUACCAACAUAUUCUAAAGCACCUGUAGCUUCACUGCAAGAAAAGAAACUUCCAAAAUAUGCAAUUUAUUCUUCAGAUUCAACUGCAAGUACAACACCACCUGGAUCUCCACCACCUCCACCCCCGCUUCCCAUUCCAGAGCCAUCUACAGUCACACCUUCAGUGUUAAAAAUAUUGUCGUCAAUUAAAAGCGGAACCUCCUCCCCCAUGACACUGCCACUUCCAACUACAGCAACUGCAACAGUCACUGCCACAACUGCUUUGUCUUCUGCAACUUCUUCAAAAACAGCCACACCUCUUGAGCACAUCCUGCAGACACUUUUUGGGAAAAAGAAAUCUUUUGAAUCUGCUGCCAAGGACUCUGAAACUGUGCAGUCUUCGAAUCAGGAAGCUCAAGCUACCAUUGGUGAAGGAGUAUCCGCUGUUCCUUUGUUAGACCCAAUUGUACAGCAGUUUGGGCAGAUGUCGAAAGAUAGAGCCAUAGAAGAGGAGGAAGAUGAUAGACCGUAUGAUCCUGAAGAAGAGUAUGAUCCAGAGAGAGCUUUUGAAACAGAGACUGGUGAAAGUGAAAAACUGUAUGAUCUUGAAAAGCCCUCUGAAAUAUCAGAGCAAGAGGAUGAAGCCUAUGAUCCAGAAGAUGAAACUAUCCUGGAAGAAGCAAAAGUCACUGUUGAUGAUUUACCUAAUAAAAUGUAUGCUGAUGCUAAAAGCAGUGUUUUGGAAACAUCUGCCCCAUUUGUGCCCGAUAUAGCUGCUACUUCAUCCUUGGUAGAACAGCAAAAAAUGCUGGAAGAAUUAAACAAACAAAUUGAAGAGCAGAAAAGACAACUGGAAGAACAAGAAGAAGCCCUAAGGCAACAACGAGCAGCUGUUGGUGUUUCAAUGGCUCACUUUUCGGUGUCUGAUGCUUUAAUGUCACCCCCACCAAAAUCAUCCAUAACAAAGACUGAGUUAUUCCAGCAGGAGCAACAAACUGCAGAAAAAUCAGAUUUACCUUCAUCUUCCAAUCAGCAGGCACAAGUGGUGAACCAGGGCUGUGACCCAAGACAAAUUAGAGAUCCACGACAGGCAAGAAGGAUGGUAGCAGAGAACAAUGACAGUGCUGAUUCUCGCAUGAAGUCACAAAUAGUACAUAAUGAGCUAUCUACAAGAGAAAUACCUCCAGCCAGUUAUCCAGGUUCAUUGCAGACUUCACUGGGCAAGGAAGAUAAAACAUUAAUUUCUCCUGCUCCAUCUGGUUAUGGUGAGGAUAAGUGGAUUCCGAGUGAAAAACCCCCUACGUUGUCUCCAAAAGAUGCACCUAACAUCAAAUUUGAGAAAACGUCUCAAGUUCUUCCAGAAAUUGUGAAUCAAACAGCUUCUGGAGAAACUUCUGCAGCAAAACCCUUACGUAAAGUCCUGCUUCCAACACCUCCAAGUACAUCGCUUCAGCCUAAUUUCCCUCUGUCAAAUGAUGGUCAGUCCUUGCAAGAUAUGCAUAAAGCACCAUGGUCAAAUGAGUCACAAGACAUUAAUUCCUCAGGAGGAAGGGAUUCGUUUUCAAGCACAAUGUUUAUACCUCAGGAAAAGCCAGCUGGUCACUUUGAACCAGAGAGGGGUAUGUCUUCAUCACAGUAUGAAGAUCAAAGAAAUGCUCAAUCCCGUCAGUUUGCAGAACAGAAUGAAACUCCUUCUGUUCAAAAUGAGGGAGAAAGAGGAUCUCUUCCCCAACACUUUGAAGAAAACCGAGGAGGGCCUCCAUUCCCUAUGGCUGGGCAAAAAGGAGUGCCUCCACCCUUGAUGUUUGGUCCACCUCACGGACCCAAUUUUCUAGGGCCAAGAGGACCAGCACCACAGUUUCCAGAAGAGCAUGGUGCUUCUACGAAUAAUGAUGGACAAAGAGGACCUCCACCAGGCAGGUUUGGAGGCCAAAAAGGGCCUAUUCCUUCAUUAUUUUCUACACAGCAUGGACCCUCGCCUCUUUUUGGUGAUAAUAGGGGCCCUUCAACUUCUUAUAUUGGUGGUCCAAGAGGAAUGUCACCAUCUCAAUUUGAAGAUCGGAGGGAACCUCACAUGGAACAGAGGGAAUUCCCAGAUCCCCAAUAUAAUGAGAUUAGGCCCCCGGGACAGUUUGAAGGACCAGAACCGCCUCAGUUUAUGGGCAACAGGGGAGGGCCUUCACCUUUUCCUUUUGGAGGUCAAAGAAGACCGCCCCCAUCUCAGUUUAAAGGACAGAGAGGGGGGCCCCCACCAUCUCAGUUUGGAGGGCCAAGAGGUCCACCUCCUAGUCAUUUUGGGGGACCAAGAGGCCCUCAUCCAAACCAGUUUGAGGGACAGAGAGGUCCAGCUCCAAGUCACAUGCCAGGACCCAGGGGACUUUUGCCACAGCCGUUUGAAGAACGGAGAGGGAGUCCACCAAGAUUUGCAAACCAGAGAGGUCCAGCACCACUUCAGUUUGGAGGACCAAGAGGAGCUGCACCAGCGUUUCCAGAACAAAAUGAACCUCCCCCUUCUAGAUUUCAUUUCCAAGGACAGUCUCCACAAGGUAUGAAGCCAACCCCUAGACCACUUCUAGACCUUCCAAGUCAUCCACCACCACACAGAAAGGAGAUGUGGGAUGAAGGUGGGCCAUCUACUUCGCAUUCAAAUCUUUCAGGACAAGGACCUGAAUCGGAAGCACAGUGGUCAUCGUCAUCUGAUUUCCGAGAGGGCAAAAACCUUGAAUUUAGAGGUCAGGCUUUCGAUGGAAGACAGAGAGAGAGAUUUGAGGGAGGAAAUAAAGAAAAGGGAUUAGAUCCACCAGAGUCUCAGCAGUCAGAGAAUCGACAAGGCAGAGGGUUUGAAGACAGGCGAAGGGAUCGAGAACAUGGCAGACCUUGGGAAAGAGACCGUGGAAGAAACUGGAAUAGAGACAGGGACUGGGAAAGACACAGGGACAAAGAUUGGGAUAAAAACAGAGAGAGAAACCAAAACAAGGAUCGGGAAAAGGAUUCAGAGCGGGCUAAAGAAUGGGAACGAAACAGAGACCGAGAGCGAGCCAGAACUAGAGAGAGAGAUUCCUACAGGAGGCGUGAUAGGGAUCGAUCAAGAAGCAGGGACAGGGAUCGUGAUAGAGACAGAGAUCGGGAUCGAAGCAGAGAGAAAGAUAGAGAUCGAGAAAGAGACCGUGACAAAGACAGGGGAAGAGAUCGUAAGGAUCGAAGUAAAAGUAAAGAAACUGGUAAGGAUUUGAAACCAGAACCACAAAAAGAAAGUCAAAAGCCAGCUGAAACAGAAGCGUCAUCAUCUUCCACUAAUCAGUCAUAGAAACAAUUUGUAAUUAGUUUGUACUGCAUAUAUAACAAUUUGACAAAAAAGAUAUAAUAGCAAGAACUGACAUAGCAAUUCCUGUAAAUACUGUAUAGUUUUAUCUUCACAAAAACGCUGUUCUAAAGCCAGCCUUACAAAACUUGUUGACAAAUGAACAGUUUUUGAACUGUGAGUGAAUAUAUUCAAAUAUAUAAAUAAGAACAUAUUGGACUUUCCCUUGCUGCAUUUUGUGCAUAAUGUUUUUCUUACAGAACUUCACAGCGUUAACUGUUCUGAAAUUUUGUUUUUUCUACUUGCAUCUUUAUCUUAAAAUUUCCAUUUACAAUUAUUACAGAAAUGGAAAAAGUCUACAAAGAGCAUAUUGCUUUUUAAGAUUAUAAAGUUAUGUUUUCCAGUAACUUGAACUGUAAUUUUAUAAGAGAAUUUAAUCAAGACCUUAGGAGCCAUACCUUUACAUCUCAUUUAUGUAGUGUUUCGGUGUAAAAAAUCGUUCCUACCGCACUUGCUUUACAAGAGGAGUCUGAUAUUGCUGUCUUGUGUUCUUACAAUGGAUGGGUUGUGUGUAUUUAAGAAAUGGCUGCAGAAGAACAGUGUUAUUACUUAUUUGCAACUGAUGGAGUAUUUGAAUAUGAUGUUAAGCUUAAAAGUGCACUAUCUUCCUUUUUAUAUAAAGGUAUUUUGAGUUACGGAAUCCAGCUAUCAAAAAUCCAGAUAAGAAACACGGGCUUCUAUAUAAAUAACUUUCAUGAGGCUGCAAGGUUUUAAAUGUCACUUUUUUGCAAACAUAUAUGACUAAAGCAAAUGCAACACCUCUAUAAUCAGUGGAGCUUUUAAAAAACAUCAGAAACACAUUGGCAAAGAGUUAAAGUUUGAAUACAUUGGGAAACCAAAGGAAAGAAAAACAAGUUGGUGAAAUAUGCUAUGAAAUCUAUUAGCCUUGAUUCAUGCGGAACAUUGUAUUGGCAAAACGUUGCUAGAAAUUUAAGAAUUUUUCCACUUUUCUGUCAUUUGUAGUCAAGAAGGGUGUUGCUCCUGAACUAAAAUGUCAGUGCUUUUCGACAGUUCAUAAUGAUGCUGGUGAUGUCUUUAAAAGUUGUCCGCAGGAGUAUGCAUAUUUGAAUAAAACUUGAAAAGGAAAAGAUGGUAUGCGUUGUAAUGCCAUAACCUAAGAGGGAAAGCAAUUCACUGUGAAAUGCAGUACACCGCUACUUCUCAUGUAUACUUCAAGUACGUCAUUCUGAAAUGUGAAAUAGAGAAGACCUGCUAAUUUAUUUGACCGUGUAAAUUUACAGUUGGGUAAAUAUUUUGAUAUUUUUAUAAAAAUAGUUUUGCAAAUGUAAAAUUAGAUUUUGAUUAACAUUUGCGCCUUGAAGUCUACGUUAAAAGUAGCAUGUAUCCCAUACAACUCACUACAGAUUUCACACUUUACAUUGGUGCAUCUCUGAAGUCCUUGCACACCCAAGGACUUGGCUGCUUGAGUGAGACCUGUUUCCUAAACCUGUAGUCAGAAUGUUUCAAAUGCAAAAAGGGGUGGUAUUAAAUGCAAACAUCUACUAUGGUGUAAGAUUUUUUUUAACAAGAUGUUUCUAAUUUAAAGACAUACCUAAAAGUAUGCAGAAAUCAAGCGUGUUUGUUUAGGUUGACUUGAUAGAAAUUUCUGUACAUUGUAUUUUAUAUUGCAAAAUAUAUCACUGUACAUUUAAAAUGUGGGACUUCACAGGUUUUUGUUACUGUAAGUAGAAUAAACACCUACAGAGAAAUGU